Brienomyrus brachyistius is the source of this 8801-nucleotide messenger RNA. Its product is annotated as disks large-associated protein 3-like. Bases 155 to 3364 code for a protein of 1069 amino acids. Gene Ontology annotation, cellular component: postsynaptic specialization; glutamatergic synapse. The transcript has 11 exons. Gene Ontology annotation, molecular function: molecular adaptor activity. The record is from RefSeq and is a predicted model, not a curated record. Gene Ontology annotation, biological process: signaling. NCBI's taxonomy places the organism in Eukaryota, Metazoa, Chordata, Actinopteri, Osteoglossiformes, Mormyridae.
CGUUGCGUGAAAGUGAGAUGCAACAGAGGGAUUUAAUAUUGAGAACGGUUAACGGUUGUUUGUAAGCUGUGAUUCCGCAGGAGAGCCACUGCCAUCCGCUUUGCGUGUGACCAACGAACCGAAAGAGGUGACACCUCCACCCCUCAGCAGGCCCAUGAAAGGGCAUCACGUGAACCAGAGCCUGUCCCAGCAGGCCUCCAGUUCAUGCCACUGUGUGUUAGGGGACCAGCGCAGCCAUCUUCAGCGUCCAGGAGGGGGCGCAAUCCCCCAUGCUCAAGCCGUCCUGUUACCCAGUGACUCCUGCCAUAAGUGUACCCCUUCCUUGCGGCAAGUGAAACAAGGUCUGCCGAGCCAGCUGGAUGUAUUCUAUCCAGAUGGAUUUCGUACUCUACAGUAUCACCGGUCAACCUGCAGGGCACAGCGCAGUGAGAGCCCCAACCGCAUUCGCCAUUUGGUUCAUUCUGUCCAGCGUCUCUUCAACAAGUCCCACUCCCUGGAGGACAAUGCAACACGGUUUGAUUACAGCUACCCUGGCCCCGAGCACCAGGAUAGGGUUUCUAGAGGCCAUGGGGUCAGGUCCAGCCAGGAGCUUGGGCAUGGUGAGGGUUAUUGUGCUGCUUCGCAGCAUGCUCUGCGUUCCAGUCGGCGUAGUAGAAGCCAUGAGCGCAACAAAAACAAAGACUCGCAUCACCAGGACAGGGACCUGGGCUUGUUCAGCUCUGAUGACAACAUAGAUGCUGAUAGUAGAGGGUCCCAUGGGGUCUCCCGGGGUUGCCAAACCUUGGACAGGGAUGUGAGGUUGAGAGCCCCCAAAGGAGGGUGCCUGGUCUGCAGCAGCAUGGCUCUCUGUAAGGAGGCCAGACCUUCUGCCUAUGGAGAUGCCUGGACCUCUACAAAAGUCAGUCAGGCACCAGAACUCCCCAGAGCAACCAGUGAGAAGCUGCUGGAAAGUCACACACGUACCAGGACAACAAAUGACAAGCAACUGGGAAGUCACACACACCCCAGAGUAACCAGUGAGAAGCUACUGGGAAAUCACACACACCCCAGAACAGCAAAUGAUAAGCUACUGGAAAGUCAUGCACCUCGAAAGGCAACGAAUGACAAGCUACAGGAAAGUCACCCACACCCCAGGACAGCCAAUGACAAGCUACUGGGAGGUCACCCACACCCCAGGGCAGCCAAUGACAAGCUACAGGAAAGUCACCCUCACCCCAGGGCAGCCAAUGACAAGCUACUGGGAGGUCACCCACACCCCAGGGCAGCCAAUGACAAGCUACUGGGAGGUCACCCACUCCCCAGGACAGCCAAUGACAAGCUACUGGGAGGUCACCCACACCCCAGGACAGCCAAUGACAAGCUACUGGAAGGUCACCCUCACCCCAAGGAAACCAAUGACAAGCUACUGGAAAGUCACCUACACCCCAGGGUAGCCAAUGACAAGCUACUGGGAGGUCACCCACACCCCAGGGCAGCCAAUGACAAGCUACUGGGAGGUCACCCACACCCCAGGACAGCCAAAGACACACCACUGGAAGUCCUACAGUCAAAGGCUCUCAGGGAUGUCCAGUGCAGGAUGCUUCCUGGUGCAUAUCCCUACGAGUCCAGGGAGGUCUCCUGUCAAAGGAUGAAGCACAGCGGCUAUAUCAAAGCUAUGGCAGAGGAGAUCCAUGCAGAACCUGGCUUCCUGGCUAAAGCCCCUACCAAAGAUGCUGCUGCAGUCCAGAGAGAGCUUAGUAUGGAUCACACCCACCCAGGUGUCAGGUAUUGCUGUAAACUCUGCCAUGAUCUUUGCACCAAAAGCCAUUCCUUACCAAAGAAACAUGUCCACGAUCGUAUCUGCUCACACUCACUGUGCAGCGCUCAGGGGCACAGUGUGCUGGACAGUGGAUUCCAGAGGGUAUGUGAGUCUGGGUGGGGGGACUCACAAUCACUGGAGGCUUUGGACUUACCGGGAGCAUUCCGGGUGAGAAGCCACAGCUACAUACGCGCUAUCCAGGCAGGCGUGGCCCGAAAUGACCCUGAAACUGGUGGACUUAGGGGCGGAGUCGCUCUGCAGGCCCAGGGAAAGGUUCCUCCUCCUCUUCCACCCCGAAAGUCUAAGCCUCAAGUCAGAGUAGCAUCUCAGAGCAGCACAGAUGCCACACAGGAGACCAGCACACAAAGCAGGGGGGCGGUGGGGCCCCGUGGGGUCACACAGCAUGCCCCCUCCCUGGAUGGCCUGGGGGCCAGCGCAAGGUACCCCACCUGGCUCAGGUACCACUCCGAGUUAGGAGCAGCGGCAGAUGGGCAGUGGCCAGCAAGCUGCAGCCUCCCUCAGGGCCCAGGCCUUCAGCAGCAUGUCGGGUCUGCUGACAUCUUGAAUAAGAACUGCAAUCUUCAGGAAGCCAAGGGCAGUGGCGCAGCAGACAGUCUGCUGGGUGACGUUCUUCAGAGGAGACCUGCUUCUCUCCCACAGAAGAGCCUGUCCUGUAGCACGGAUGGGCACAAGUGCAACUGCAGAUCAUGCAUCAGUAUGCUGGUGGACAGUUCAGAGAGCCGAGCAGUGAGGGAGCUUCAGUCCAUUGGCAUCCAGGUCGAGGAGAACAGGAGGCCCAUGUGGUUCCAUUGCUCCACCAGCUUGAUGGAUCAGGAGGAGAUUGGCUUCUCCCAAAGAAGUGUGACUCCUGGCUGGGGUAACUCCCCCCAGCAGACUUGUUUGGAUCGCCUUCAUUGGCGUGAGCCCAACUGUCACCAGACCUCCAACACUGGGCUGAGAAGCAGUUCUGAUACGGGUUUGGAUCCUGGUUUGGGAUUGGGCCGAAGCUCUCGCCAAAAUGAUGCUGAGUUCUACAUGCGUCUGCUCUGUGUGGAGGUGGAGAGGAUGCAGGGCUGGUGCCAGGGCAUGCAGAAGGAGACUGAGGACACCCAGCUGCCCGAAGAAGCACUUUACCGGAUACGUAAUGCAGUGGAAAAUGCCCAGCAGUUUAUGUCUCAGAAAGUCCAGCACUUUUUCCAGCUCUGUCAGAAAAACCUGGUAAGCGCUGAGGCCCUGGCUGAGCUGUGGGAGCUGCUGCAGCUGGGUCUGGAGGAGGUACGUCUCACAUUCUUGGACCUGCAGACGCUUCGGGACUCGGGCUGGAGGCAGCUUUCUGCCCAGGACGUUCCUCCACCCUUACCAAAGAAGCCAGCUGGAGGCAUGGGGGUGGCCCAGGCACAGUCCCUGUCUGUGAGACGGGAGAGAUCUCUCGAUGGCCAGCAGCACCCUGAAGCCCACGGGAAGCCAUCUCCAACUCGGCAGACUUCCUCCCUGCGCCAGGACUCUGCCACCGAGAGUGCUGAUGAUGUCGAGCGCUUCAUCACAGAGGGACAGACCCGCUUCUGAGACCUACAUCUCCACUGCAGUAAGCCAGUAGACUGAUCCAGGAUGCUUUCUGAGUUUUGUUUGGUUUACAAGCUGGCAGCAAUUUAUGAAUCAAGAACACAUGCAUAAAACUUGUUUGGAUUUUGUGUGUAUGGUGACCUCAAAUCAGCAACUAUUUCACUGUGAAACAUUGCCCUCUGGUGGCUGAAAUGAAUCCUUGUCCCUCAUUGUCAAGAAUGGCUGCAUUUUAGAUUCUCCUUUGUGAGCACUUAAAGUAGAAGGCAACAUUUUCUGAGAAAUUUGAUGUGGCUGAAAGUUCUGAAUCCUAUGCUGUGUUAACCUGCUUUACACCUAUGUCAUGAACGGGGUCAGUUUGGAAUUGUCAUGUGUCUGACUUUAAACAUAUCUGGUAUACAAAUUAUGGCAAGAGCGUACACUAUAUUUACACUAUAUUAAGGUAUUGGGACACCUGCCUUUACACACACAUGAACUUCAAUGACAUCCCGUUCUUAAUACAUAGACAUUAAUAUGGAGUUGGCCCACCCUUUGCAGCUAUAACAGCUUCAGCUCUUCUGGGAAGGCUGUUCAUAAGGUUUAGGAGUGUGUUUAUGAGAAUUUUUGACAAUUCUUCCAGGAGAGCAAUUUGUGAGGUCAGGCACUGAUAUUGGAUGAGAAGGCCUGGCUCACAAUCUCCGCUCUAAUUCAUCCCCAAAGGUGUUCUGUCGGGUUGAGGUCAGGGCUCUGUGCAGGCCAGUCAAGCUCCUCCACACCAGACUCGCUCAUCCAUGUCCUUAUGGAUCUUGCUUUGUGCACUAGUACGCUGUCAUGUUGGAAUAGGAAGGGACUCACAAAGUUGCUCUCACAAAGUUGUUGACUCUGCAGACAGUUGGUGAAUUUUGCACACUGUGCACCACAGCAUGCGUUGUCCCCGCUCUGUGAUUUUUACGUGGCCUACCACUUGCUCUUGUUCCCAAUUGCUUCCACUUAGUGGUAUUAUAACAAACAGUUGACCGUGGAAUAUUUAGUAGUGAGUAAAUUUCACAAAUGGACUUAUUGCACUGGUGGUAUCCUAUCACGGUACCACACUGGAAUUCACUGAGCUCCUGAGAGCGACCCAUUCUUCCACAAAUGUCUGUAGAAGCAGUCUGCAUGUCUAGGUGAUUUUAUACACCUGUGGCUAUAGAAGUAAUUGGAACACCUGAAUUCAAUGAUUCGGAGGGGUGUCCCAAUACUUUUGGCAAUAACGUGUACGUAUGGUAGGGACAUGUCCUUACUAAAAUUGUGGGAGUAGUAUGUGUGUAUAGUAGGGCAGGAGCUGGGGUUGAUUUGUUCCCUCUACCAGUGUUGAAACCAAACCUAUGGCUUUGAAUUAAGAUCAUGUUUAAGUCACAUAAAAGUUAAUCCAGUCGCACUCAUUUUGCCAUUUUGUCUGUCACCUGGAAGAAAGCUAUGCAUUGGUGUUGCUUUGAUAGAAAUGUGUUCACACAACCAACUUAUUCUGCACCUUGUGCCUGUACCGCAAACUGGGGACAAAGGGCAUGUAAGGAUACUGAGAUGAUGCUGCUUUUUCUGCUCUGCUCAGAGACCUGAGGUCACCUGUAUUUUGUGGUCUGGUGUGUAUGUAGCAGGGAGGGAUUUGGGCUCAUCACAAUGGAGUUUGUUUCUCUUUUAAAUCAGAUGUGUGCAGAACUACAGCCUUUUGGGAAACAAUGAGCCAUACAAAAGCAAGAUGCGGAGCCCUGAUCCUGAAAGGUCUGCUCAGUCCUCAUCUGUGUGGCUAGCAGGAGCUCUUGGAGUCUCUAUCUUAUUUCCAAAUAUUUGUAAAAAUCUCUCUUAAUUAUCUGAGUAUGGCAGCAGAUGCGAAGAAGAAUGAAAGGAUGAACUUGUACCCUCAUGCCCUGUGAGAGAGUGCAAAUGUGGGGUUAGUGGGCAGCUGGAUUUUAAAUCCUGUCCACAUUGCUGCCACAUCACCUAUUACACAGCAGAUUAUAGUUUGUACAAUGAGUGUUGUAGGUCACGAAAAUGGGGAUAUUGGGAAUCAAUAAUUAAAAAUUAGGUCAGUCUAGUUACAAAAUGAUGGUCUCUGAUCUUUCCUUACUGAUCAGUAGGUCAAUGCAGGCAGUGGUAUGAUCAGGAUUAACCUGUGCUGUGCAUGACCUGGGCUUUUUGCUUACAGUUUAGGUAGCAGCUUAUUCGGUUUCACGGUUAUGGCUAAGAAGCCCCUAGUGUGAGACUGGAUGUUCUGGCCUGCUCUAGCUGCAUGGACCGACAGCGGAUGCAUCUGUGUGUGAUGAGAAUCUGCUGCCCCAGGAGGCUCCUGUGGAGAUGCCAGCCAUCAAAGCUAGGAGCUGCAGCAUGGAGAAGUGGUAGAGCAGUGGAUCUGCCCUACUCAGCGUGAUGUUGAUGAAGCAGCAGCGGAUCAGCACAGGCAGCCCUGCUGAGCAGGUGGCUGCCAUGGUGGGCAAGGUGUCUUCUGUGCCCACAAGCCCAAAGUUGUAUGAACACACAAAGCCCAGGAAAAUGCCAGGCAGUAAUGUCAGGAAGGACAUGUGGGAGCAAAGCAUUACAAGCAAGGCGGUGCUAAAACAGCCAAGUCUACCCCUGAAUCCUGAUAACAGCACAUAUUGAUGCACUCUGCAGCUAGGCAAGUGACGGGAUGAAACGUACCAGCCAGGUAAAGGGUGUCCUCCUCGGCUCCGUAAGACAGGGUGCGCCCAGGGUCAACGUGUUGCAGGCCUGAUCAGCCUACGGUAAGACAGGGAGCGCCCAGGGUCAGCGUGUUGCAGGCCUGAUCAGCCUACGGUAAGAAAGGGUAAGCCCAGGGUCAGCGUGUUGCAGGCCUGAUCAGCCUACGGUAAGAAAGGGUAAGCCCAGGGUCAGCGUGUUGCAGGCCUGAUCAGCCUACGGUAAGACAGGGAGCACCCAGGGUCAGCGUGUUGCAGGCCUGAUCAGCCUACGGUAAGAAAGGGUAAGCCCAGGGUCAGCGUGUUGCAGGCCUGCUCAGCCUACGGUAAGACAGGGUAAGCCCAGGGUCAGCGUGUUGCAGGCCUGAUCAGCCUACGGUAAGACAGGGAGCGCCCAGGGUCAGCGUGUUGCAGGCCUGAUCAGCCUACGGUAAGACAGGGUGAGCCCAGGGUCAGCGUGUUGCAGGCCUGAUCAGCCUACGGUAAGACAGGGUGCGCCCAGGGUCAGCGUGUUGCAGGCCUGCUCAGCCUACGGUAAGACAGGGUAAGCCCAGGGUCAGCGUGUUGCAGGCCUGAUCAGCCUACGGUAAGACAGGGAGCGCCCAGGGUCAGCGUGUGGCAGGCCUGAUCAGCCUACGGUAAGACAGGGUGCGGCCAGGGUCAGCGUGUUGCAGGCCUGAUCAGCCUACGGUAAGACAGGGAGCACCCAGGGUCAGCGUGUUGCAGGCCUGAUCAGCCUACGGUAAGAAAGGGUAAGCCCAGGGUCAGCGUGUUGCAGGCCUGCUCAGCCUACGGUAAGACAGGGUAAGCCCAGGGUCAGCGUGUUGCAGGCCUGAUCAGCCUACGGUAAGACAGGGAGCGCCCAGGGUCAGCGUGUUGCAGGCCUGAUCAGCCUACGGUAAGACAGGGUGAGCCCAGGGUCAGCGUGUUGCAGGCCUGAUCAGCCUACGGUAAGACAGGGUGCGCCCAGGGUCAGCGUGUUGCAGGCCUGCUCAGCCUACGGUAAGACAGGGUAAGCCCAGGGUCAGCGUGUUGCAGGCCUGAUCAGCCUACGGUAAGACAGGGAGCGCCCAGGGUCAGCGUGUGGCAGGCCUGAUCAGCCUACGGUAAGACAGGGUGCGGCCAGGGUCAGCGUGUUGCAGGCCUGAUCAGCCUACGGUAAGACAGGGUGAGCCCAGGGUCAGCGUGUGGCAGGCCUGAUCAGCCUACGGUAAGACAGGGUGCAGCCAGGGUCAGCGUGUUGCAGGCCUGAUCAUCCUACGGUAAGACAGGGUGAGCCCAGGGUCAGCGUGUUGCAGGCCUGAUCAGCCUACGGUAAGACAGUUGCUGAUAUCACUACAGUCAGAACCAGUAGGACGCACAGAGUUGACUGUGAUGAAUUAUUGCUCUGUGGUAUUUUUAACUGGGCAGUAAAGGUAAAAUAAUAGCAUGGUAGAAUCUACUUUUAAUCAUCACAAUUAUCCCAUUUCCAGCAAAGAUCAUUGUGGAUUCUCAAUGAAGAGCUUUGGGGUAUUCUGAUGCCAAAGUGCAUCAAGAGCUGACCACCAUGGCCACGUAGAGUUUCAGGUAUCAGGUCCACAGGGGACACCAUAUUGCAUGCAUACCACCUGACCUUGUAUUGCUUGGACAAUAAAAACUGCUACAUAAGGCUGCUAUUCAUAGGUUUCAGCUGAAUACCAUAAUUGACUCAUGUGACGUAAUUGUAUGGCUGUAGCGACUAGAUGAACAUCAAAUUUGGUAGAUGAUUUUAUAAUUGUUCGUAGUUCAUCUGUGCGACACCAUGCAGACUGAUCACUCAAAGACUUGGAGUUCAGCGCAUCAGUAGUAGACCUCAGUGAGGCAUCAUCAGUACUGACACCCUACAUGGCACUGGGUUGAUUUUACUGCCACAGUCAAAGUUCAGCUAUAGCUACAAUUCUAUCAUAAAGUUUGCUUACAGCACCACCAAUCACAAUGAUCAAAAAUGACAGUGAGUUGGCGGUUAGGUUCCUGGCACGCUGGUGCUUAAACACAAGAAGCUAGUCACCGACUCCAGGAAGCAGAAGGGUCACCAUCCACAUCAGUGGAGCUGCUGUGGAAGUUUUACAUUCAUCGGGAAGGUCCGUCAGACACUUCACUACUUCAGACGUUCAGGGAAGGGAUGGGACCCUAACCUUAAAGCUGGAUCUAUGGAACCACAGAUUCAAAAGUAAGUUAAAGAAAUUUAUUUUAUUUUUUGAUUAUUGUCAUCAUCUGAGUGUGAAGAGAAGAUUGUGGGUAGUAAAGAACCAGGAAAGAUAGAGGCCAUGAAAGAAAGGAUGCAGUUUAUUCCUUCAUCUUACCCUAAGAGUGUCUUCAGUAAAGACAGAGGCCUCCAGUGCCAAAACAUGGCAUACAAAUUUCUAUUAUUCUUUAAUUAAAAUAUAUAUCCAGUUAAAAAAAAAACACAAAAACAGAUGGGUGUGGACAUCCUGGCCUGAGGACAGAGGCCAUGCUCACACAGACUAUUCCUUAGAUUUGGUCUGGUCAGGUGAUCCCUGGGGUCAAAGCUGAGGCCAGCUUCAUGGGCCUGUAGUAUGGCUGAAGCCACUGGGAUUCUUCGACUGCCAGCGCCACAGGUCCUCACCUUGGGACACAAGAAGCGGGCGUGAGUCACAGGCCCUGCCCUGCAUGCAAUACACAAUCUGUAGUUCACUUAAAAUCGGCUACUUUCAAACAAGAGAUUACAUCAUCUGAAAAUGUUGUGACGAUAAACAUGUCUUUCGGAUUUGUCUACUGUUGUUGAACAAACAAGU